UUCUUUUCGUUUUCCUUACUGGGCUUAUCUUUAAACCGGCUAUGAGUAUCCUUAGUAUUAUUUUUUUUUUUUAAUUAAAUACCUAACAGUAUAUCCUUGCUGCAAUCUAUAUCGGACUUGACGGUGUUGGAUAUUCUAUUUCUCAGCUUUGAUAUGGGGUUCAGGCAAGCUAGGCUCGGUAGGAUGGAAUGAUACACCAUUUUGAUUACGAUUGCUGCUUAACUUUUUCAUGGGCUAUAAACUGUUAGGAGGGAAUACAACGAUUUACUGCCGGGGAGGAAAGUCCAUCACUACUUUUAGAUAUCCCAGUGUCCCCGCUUUCAGAACGUACCUGGCUAGCUCAAUUAAUAGAGCGUGUGGCUCUUUGCAGUACGUGAUCACAAGGUUGCGGGAUCCUUUUGUAUAUUUCCCACCCCCAUAUGCGUCAAUUGAACUCAAGAGCAACCUGGCCCAUCCAUACUUCAAGUCCGAGUAAUAGUAUGGCGAUAGUGCUAGACUCUCAGUCACUGUCCAGCUCAUCCCUCGUCUUUGAUGGAAAUUUCUGGAAUCUACCAUCCUAUUCGUUCCGGUUACUAACCUGUUUUAAAAUAUCUAGACCAUUGGUGAAACUUACAAAUCUG
Molecule: messenger RNA, 620 nt
Organism: Babjeviella inositovora NRRL Y-12698
Lineage: Eukaryota; Fungi; Ascomycota; Pichiomycetes; Serinales
Exons: 1
Coding region: 230-475 (81 amino acids)
Source: RefSeq, a predicted model, not a curated record